AUGGCUCAACCAAAAAAUAACACUGCUCUACUUAAGUUAAACACAGGUGCCUCUAUCCCAUCUGUUGGUCUAGGUACCUGGAAAUCUACUGGUGUAGAUGAUGGUUACAAAUCCGUUAUUAAAGCUCUAGAGGUUGGUUACAGACAUAUCGAUACUGCUGCUAUUUACAAGAAUGAAGAUCAAGUCGGUAAAGCUAUUAACGACUCCGGAGUUCCAAGAUCAGAAAUUUUUGUCACUACAAAGUUGUGGUGUACUCAACAACACAACCCUAAGGAAGGUUUAGAACAAUCUCUAAAGAGAUUAGGUCUAGAUUAUGUUGAUCUUUAUCUAAUGCACUGGCCUGUUCCAUUAAAUCCAAGAAGUAUCAAAGAUGGUAAUUACUUGACUAUCCCAAUAAAGGCAGACGGUACUCGUGAUGUUGAAACUACUUCUUGGAAUUUUAUCAAGACUUGGGAAUUGAUGCAAGAAUUACCAGCUACAGGUUUGACUAGAGCAAUUGGUGUCUCCAAUUUCUCUAUCAAUAACAUUAAGGAUCUAUUGGCCUCCCCAGGUAACAGAAUUACUCCAGCUGCUAACCAAGUUGAAUUACAUCCACUAUUACCACAACAAGAACUGAUUGAUUUCUGUAAGUCAAAGGGUAUUAUUGUAGAAGCAUACUCUCCAUUGGGGAGUAACAACGCUCCAUUACUAUCUGAAAAAACAGUUAUUGAAGUUGCUAAGAAGAAUAACGUCACCCCAGCCGAAGUAGUCAUCAGCUGGCACGUUCAAAGAGGUUACGUUGUUUUACCAAAGUCUGUUAACGCAGAUAGAAUUACAAGUAACUUGAAAACUUUUUCCUUGUCUGACGAAGAUUUCAAGGCAGUAUCUGAUAUUUCUAAGAUUGAAGGUGAAAAGAGAGUCGUCGUUCCAGACUGGGCUCCAUUUGUUCCAUUUAUUUAA
This is a messenger RNA of Maudiozyma barnettii, 939 nucleotides long. RefSeq lists its product as uncharacterized. The record is from RefSeq and is a predicted model, not a curated record. The transcript has a single exon. Lineage: Eukaryota; Fungi; Ascomycota; Saccharomycetes; Saccharomycetales; Saccharomycetaceae. Gene Ontology annotation, cellular component: cytosol. The coding region runs from base 1 to 939 and encodes 312 amino acids. Gene Ontology annotation, molecular function: aldose reductase (NADPH) activity.